Molecule: messenger RNA, 5430 nt
Organism: Gadus chalcogrammus (walleye pollock)
Lineage: Eukaryota; Metazoa; Chordata; Actinopteri; Gadiformes; Gadidae
Exons: 28
Coding region: 1-4050 (1349 amino acids)
Source: RefSeq, a predicted model, not a curated record
AUGGACCUUCAAGGCUUCUACUGCCCUGAGGGCACGGAGAGACCCCAGGUCUGUCCUCCUAACACCAUGAGACAGGCCCCGGGUGGCGCCAGCCUGCAGGACUGUGUAGCGUGUCCGCCCCAUCACUGGUGCAUACCUGGAGACCCGGAGCUCCACCUCUGUCCUGCCGGUCACUACUGCAAUGGUCUGCAGGGGGGCCCCGGCAGAGGGGGGCCCCAGGAGUGUCCGGCCUUCACGUACAGGGCCACUCCAGGGGCCGGGGCCAGGAGCCACUGCCACCCCUGUCCUCCUGGGUCUUACUGCCUGACAGACUACACCAGCCACCCCUGCCCCCCUGGGUACUGGUGCAGUGGGGAGGGUCCGCCCAUCGUCUGCCCUGCAGGAACCAAGAGGAGCCACCCUGGGGCAGCGGCACCCAGCCAGUGUGCGGCGUCAGAGAGUCGCUGCAGGCCAGGCUCCUUCUGCGGAGCCCAGGCCGCAGAGCCCGCCGUCUGCCCCAGAGGAUACUUCUGUCCGGAGGGGUCCCGUUCUUACAGUACGCCCGAGCAGCUCUGUCGGUUCCCCUUCUACUGCCCGGCCAACAGCUCCACCCCUCGCUCCUGCGAGGGGGGGUCCGCGCCUGUCAACACCACCGGGCUUCGAGGAUCCAAGAGCAGCUGUUGUCGUGUGUGUGAGGGGGGCACCUACCGGCUGCACUCCUCCCCGACCCCCCACUGCCUGCCCUGCCCCCCUGGAUAUUACUGCCCUCAAGGUGCAGAGAGUUACCACGGCAACCCCUGCCCUCUGGGUCACGUGUGCCCCGCCGGUGCGCCCCGCCCCCUCCUGUGCCCUCCGGGCUCCUUCGGUAACCUGACCCGGGCAGGGCGCGGCGAGCAGUGCCACUCGUGCCCGGCCGGCACCUUCAACCACCUGCCGGCGCAGCCAGCCUGCUUCCCGUGUGGUAGCUCCGCCACCUCCUCAGAAGGCUCAGCCUCAUGCACGUGCAUGGGGAAGAACCGUGCGUUCCAGCCCUCAGACGGGUCCUGUCUGUGUCGGACUGGCUUCAUCUUCUACAACCAGCUGGACUUUAAAAGCUCCAGCGCAGACAGUCAGGUGGACUGCCAGCCUGAGGUGAACAGGCGCUGCGCCGCGGGACAGGUGCGGCUGGCGGCGUCCCGCGAGUGCGUCGCCCCCUCCCUGUACCCGUGCAACGUCACCUGCGGAGCCCACGGCGGGACGGUGGACCCGGAGAUGGGCAUCUGUCGGUGUGAGCGCUACGUGUCCUCCGAGGAGCUGUGCAACUCUUCCUGCGUGGCCGGCCUGCCGCAGCUCUCCGCCCGGCUCUCCGCUGACGGACAGCUCAGCCUCAGCCUGAAGCAGAUGGACAGCCGGCUGUGGGUCCGGAAUGGCAGGGAUAUUUUGGGCCCCGAUGUCCAUUUGAAGAACAUUGGGAAGGUCCAUGUGGUCCAGUUUGUCCCUGAUGGCGUGUUUGGUUGGAUCUUCACGGACAGAACGUUGAUGAUUCAAUUUCUGUCAGAUGAGGGGGAACUCCUUCACGACAAGGUUAGGAGUAAGAGAGACACAGAAACCAAAGAGACUGUUCGGACGCCCGUCACUCUUCCACGAAUCCCGAAUCCCAUCGGCUGUCUGUCCUCUGGAGACAUGAUAGUGUUCCAGCUCACCAUCAACCACACUGACCGCAGCCUCAGCCACUUCCCGGUGUAUCACAAAGACCACCUGUUCAACAGCAACCCCGGCUGGGAUUUCGGGGCCUUCCGGCGUCUCCAGGUCCUCAUGAAGCAGACACACUUCAACUCAACAAGGUUCGCCCACGUGUUCUCGGAGACAGGGAAGUACGUGCUGGUGGACAGCGCAGUGCCUGAGAGGAGUGUGGUGGUGGUGGUGAGUGACAGGGGGACGCAGUGUGACCCCAGGGCGGCCGUGUUCCAGCCCCAGACCCCCGCACAGCUGGUCCGCUUUGGGAUCCUCAAGCAACCCCGCCUCAACCUGCUGCCCGACUGGGGGGUCAUCGUCGCGGUCCUGAGUCUCCUGCUGCUGCUGGUGGUGGUGCUGACCAGUAUAGCGCUGGUUCUGAGGCCCAGCAAAGCCAAGCUGAUCCUGCAGUGGAGGAACAAACCACGCUGGCGGAGCCUGGGGGAGCCCUGCUGUCCUGUGGAGUACCUUCCUCAUGGAGACAGCUUACCCGCCCCACUAAACUGUGCAGGCCUACUAGGUAACAGAGGAGUAGGAGAGGGGGCAGAGGCAGAAGAACCUGCCGUCUCAAAGGGAGAGCGUUUUGACUUGGAGGAGUUCAACGUUAAAACCCUGUACGACAAACUGGAGGACCAAAACCUGCACCUGGCUUCACAGUUGGCCCGCCACCGCAAAGACACACAGGAAUUCUACAGGAACAUGUGCCAGCAGGCCGAUGGCUUACAGAAUCUUUUAGAAAACAUGGAUGAAAAGAAAUUAAGUCUUCUGAAGGAGCUGGGCCUUGACUCCAUGGAGCGUAAGCUCUGUACUGAUGCUGGGGGAGAGAAGAAAAAACAAGCCGAUGCUUCUGUGGCCCUGCUGGGUGCUGUUCUGGGGUCUGUGGAAGCCCUCAUACUGCGGCUGACGGGGGAAGGCUGGCAGAACCAGGAUCUGCCCUCACCACCCCACUGCCUAGACAACCAUGAGUGUGAGGAGUAUGGACAAAACAGCGAAGCACACGUGUGUGAUCCACAGUCGUCCCCGAGGAAUUUAACCAAAAUAGAAGGUCCUCAUCAAGAUUCAGGCCAUUCGCUGAGUGACCAUGACCUGUCCAAGCUGGUGGCCAUAACUCCUCUGUCUAGAACUCUGCAGGAGAUCCAGCAAUCUCUACAGAAUCUAACUUCAGGCGGCCCUGAUGUUAACGACCAGGCUGUUAUUGAAGACCAGCCCCUGCAGCCAAUUCCGGUCGCCCUGGACAAUCUUCCUCCACAGCACUCUGCCAUUUUCCUGUUUGGUUGCCAGGUGAUGCGGUUGCUAGGCAAAUUGCCUUUGUUCCCGCCUGUGCUUUUGUUGAUCGCAAAGUCCAUCCCUGUCUCCUCCUGGUCCUCCCCGGGGGGUUUGCUGGCGCAUUGCUCGGGGGGCUUUCACUUUGACAAGAGCAAUCAGAUACUCUACCUCUCUGAGGCCAAGCUUCAGCACGUGGGUCAGUUCAUCGCCACCAUCCUCCAGGCCAUGGCCUAUGUGGCAUCAGGGUCCAGGCCGCAGAUCUUUAUGCAGGCCCUUCAUCAGGCAAUAUCAGCGCUGAGCCUUCAGCUCUUCAACGUCUCCUUUAAGUUGGACCAGCCGGAAGACUCUGAGGCUCCACAGAGGUCACAGCACGGCUCGUUACCCGACGACUUCCUCAACGUCAGCGUCCCCUACGAGGAGUAUUUCACUGAGGAUCUCCUGGCUAGCAGACUUCAGAAAUACAAGUUUUUCAAAUUAGAGCAGCUAAUCAGAGAUCUGAAACAUGGACCACAAACAGCUAAGCAGAGAAACAUGGGUGUAUCCCCUGAAGGUAAUCCUGCUCAGGUCUCCUCCAUAGAGGAGGAAAUAGAUCGCUUGAAUGAAUCCUUCCUACAUCUGAGUCUCCAGCUGCAGAAAAGAGGUCAGAUGCACACUCAGCGCUGGGAGAGUCAGCAUACUUCAACCGAUCAUGCGGCUAGGCCAGCCGGCACAGAGCUGCCAGCCCUCAGUCGUAAUGGAACAAUCCUGGUGGAGCUCCAAAGACGAUACGUGUCCCAGAAACUCGACGAGCUGCAAAUCACAUUAGAGCAGAGAAGGCCGUGCCAGCGGCCCGGUGGCCCCUCACAAGACGGGCCCAAGAAGAACCCAACAGCCACCGACAGCUACACCGCUCAGCAGGGGGGACACACCCCCGGCCCAGAAGACCAUCAGAACCACCACGACCACGGGGCUCUUUCAGAGGGCUGCAGGCAGGACACGGCUCCAACUUAUCACCGCAGUCAGAGCCAACCAUCGGUAGUCACAGAGAGCGGACAGUUUGGAAACUAUUUAUUAGAAGGGCAUGUUUCCGACCAGAAGGCUCAAGCUUCCUGAAAGUGCCAGCGAUGGUGAUGAUACAUGCAUGGCCGACUGAUGAAUACCAGAGCCUCCCGAGUGCAAAGACCCAGGGAAAAGUGGAGUUGAAUUGUCAGAUAGCAGAGGAGUGGCUGACAAGAGGUACAGAUAUAGACGACCUAAUCACCCGGCGCCGGGUCUGAAUGUAGAUAAAUAGUUGAGGUUUUAGUUAGUCGUCAUAUUUUUCUUUCUGUUGUGCUACUCUUAUAACUGAAUAGAUGACGUUGACAAACGACUGAGAAUACUCAAUCAGAUUCUCUGGGUUUUUUGAGGUUCCUGAAUUUGACAGGAAUGACGAAUUAUACUUUGCACAGGCUAUAGAAUAAGUGAGUGAGUGCAGAUUUCAUCAUACCUGAUCCAGAACAGAAAUAUUCUCUGCCUGGCAAGAGUUGUGUAACACAAUCUGUCAUCUUGUCCAAAUAGUUUCCAAGUCAGGAGUUCUACAGGCCGUGUCGGUAGCAGCCCACUAGUUGCCACACUUGUAUCAACACAUCCAAUAAUAGGCUGUUGCCGCUGCAGAUAAAACUGAGACAGAUCAUGAGAUGUUUUCCUGUCUUGGCCUGUGUGACCUUUUCUUUCAUGUUCCUUUCACCUUGUUCUGCCCGUCUUCCUCAUUCACACGGCCAUCCACAAACCGGACCACUAACAGAACCAGAACCUGAAGUACACAUUAAACAUUGUGAACCUGCUCCACUAUGUGCCGUCUUUCUCCAUUUCUGAGGACAGUGCUCAGGGUCCCAUAAUAGAAAGUGAGUUUUUCUUCAGGGGACAAUAGUCAGUGAGCCAAUUCCGAAGGUCAGCCAGGCAACAAGGUCUUCAGUUGCUAUCAGUGUUAGGUUUGAGCUCCAUGCCAAAUCCUUUUGGCAGAGAGAUACACACUGCUCUGCUGAUCCAAUGUUCCCUUUUGAGUGUGAUGUGGAUUUUGGAAAGCAUGUGUUAAGGUAUGCCUGUGCAUUCGGUGGGAGGAAAAACAGGGGUUUUGUCUGCUCCUGUUUGUGUUCAUCAAGACAGUCAAAGAGAGUGAGGGAAAAGAGAGAGGACAGAGAAUGGUAACGAUGGUUACAUGAGAUUAUUUGACCAGUUGGAUCAGCUCUGUGGCAACCCUUAAUCUUCCUUCUGUCUUUCACAUUUUUGUAUAACACCAUAACUCCCUGGAUAAAUGCUCUGUUCAAUGUGUGUGUGUGUGUGUGUGUCUAUGUGUUGAUUUGCACAUUAUCUGUGUCUAGUUGCGGUUAUUUAUAGAAUGUUUGUGUGUGUGCACAUGGUUCUGUGUGAACGUGUGUGUGUGUGUGUGUAUGUGUGUGUGUGUGUGUGUGUGUGUGUGUGUGUGUGUGUGUGUGUGUGUGUGUGUGUGUGUGU